AUGGCCUGCGCGGUCAAGAUCCCCGAUCUUUUGAACCCAUCUGAUUCCGUGGAUUCCCCUUCUCGCCGGAAGAUGAGCGUGGACAGUCUCCUGAACCCAUUGCCGAGUCUCGCGGAAAGCGAAAUUCGGAGUGGACAACGAACAGAUCUCCCAGAGACUUUUUCGCCUUCCGAUCAAGCAGAGACAAUGAUGGCGAGACCACAUCUCUGUCCGGAUCAGGGACAAGCCAUCACCGUCCUCGAUACAGCCGGGACUGAAUCGAGUGGAUGUCCUCUGGCUCUCAAGGUGCUCACCCAACCAUGGUCACCAACCGUCCAUGCGACCCCGUCAAUCAAUCAACCAGACUCCCCACCAACCAUCUCCCAGACAUGCAAUACGGAGGAGGCAUUGCCUGUGUCUGUUGACAAGACUGAUGGACCGGUCGAUCGUCGAUCAUCGCCACAUCGUCACGACCUACCCAAAGGCACGCCACCCAAAGGCACGCCACCCAAAGGCACGUCACCCAAAGGCACCACCGGAACUACCAUCAUCCAGACACCAGGUGGGAUUGACCAGGGGCGAGAGAUAGUGUUCCAGUUGGCUCUGUCCACCGAGCAAAGCCCUCCUCUCGUACCUGUGCCGAGCACCGUCACGACUAAGUCACAGGCCGGGGCGAAAAGACGCAAUGCCGAUGCAGCGGCGCGAUAUCGAGCCCGGAAGAAAAUGAAAGACACGCCGGCGGAAGUUGCAGCAACGGCCCAAGCUGGCACUGGCAACAAGAAUGACCUGUCACUGGAAUGUUGA
Messenger RNA from Capronia epimyces CBS 606.96, 783 nucleotides. RefSeq lists its product as uncharacterized. The transcript has a single exon. The record is from RefSeq and is a predicted model, not a curated record. NCBI's taxonomy places the organism in Eukaryota, Fungi, Ascomycota, Eurotiomycetes, Chaetothyriales, Herpotrichiellaceae. The coding region runs from base 1 to 783 and encodes 260 amino acids.